This is a messenger RNA of Danio rerio (zebrafish), 2717 nucleotides long. The record is from RefSeq and is a predicted model, not a curated record. Lineage: Eukaryota; Metazoa; Chordata; Actinopteri; Cypriniformes; Danionidae.
UGUAUAAGUGUGGGUCAAUAUGUUGGUAUUUAAUAAUUUGUAUAUUUGUUGAAAUCUAUGCAAUUUACGCGUUGUCUUUGUGGUGGUUGGAGCUUGUGUUGCAUUAAUUGUGAUUUGUCUUCCCUUCAAAAUGACAUGCUAAUUUAGAGUUUCAGUGUCGGAAUUUACAGUAUUUGCAUUAAAAAGGUAUGCCCUGGCUUUAGAAUGUUAUAAAGGACAUUUGCUGCUGUGAUGACAUUCUGUGUCAAAGGUAACAUUUCGUCAUCAGCAUUAGUCCAUGCUGAACUUCAGAACGUCAUCACUACAGGAAUAUUGUGACUGACUCUAAUCAGUUUAUAGAAGAAAGAAACGUCUAUUAUCGGACUACCAUGUUGGCACCUGUUAGGACUGUGAGCACCGCGAAUAGGACAAGUCCUUUGUUGACUGUUCAGCCUCGUCGAGGACUGGUUGACGAGAAGUUUCAAAUUGUCAUAACAAAUUUACUGCCAAAUCAAGAGGUAACGCUGCACUCUCUACAUCAGUCUGAAGAUAAGGACUUCUGGGAGGCUUUUGGACACUAUAUCAGUGAUGAACAUGGAACAGUGACAGUGGCAAAAGAUGAAAGUUUGGGAGGUACAUAUGAAGGCACAGAGCAGAUGGGUUUGCUGUGGAGCCUGAGGCCUGUACCAGGAAGUCGAUCAGCUCUCAGGUUGCGCAAGACAAAUGUACUCACACCGAUGGUAGUUAACAUUUCAGUCUACAAUGGGCAUCUGUCUCAAGGAUUCAGUAAGACCUCAGUGCUGGCCACAACUGUCACAGAGCGCUGGUACAUGGCACCAGGUGUCCAAAGGGUGAACAUAAGAGAGAAUGGAGUUCGAGGAACUUUAUUUCUACCCCCAGGUCCUGGGCCAUACCCAGGUGUGCUGGACCUAUGGGGAGGAGGUGGCGGUUUGGUUGAAUAUCGUUCUGCCUUGCUUGCAUCUCAUGGCUUUGCAUCCAUGGCACUUGAAUACCUUUCUCCUGAUGAGUUGAGAACGGCUGAUGUUGAUGUCUCAUAUUUUGAGAAUGCAUACCAGAUACUGCAAAAUCAUCCAAAGGUACAGAAGAACAAGAUGGCGAUGCUUGGGUUGUCUUUUGGAAGUGCCAUCACAUUCAGUAUGGCUGCCUACUCCACGAUCAUAAAGCCCCAGUGCUGUGUGUGUAUCAGUGGAAGUCAUGUGGUUCCUGUUGAUAAAUCCCUCUUUGAAGUCUUUGAGGAGAUAAAAAAAAAUAUGGAUAAGGUACAUGUGAAUGAGGAUAACCAUGUAAUACAAAGAGGCAUGAUCCUGCCGAUUCCCUCAGACCCGGCUCAGAAAAUCGACGUUGGGAGAAUAAAGUGUCCUGUUAUGUUGGUGAAUGGUGGUGAUGAUCAGAACUGGGCUUCUGUUGAAUCUGCUCAAGAUAUGGAGAUGAUGAUGGAGAAGGCAGGAAAUCGACACCUGCUGACGGUCUUGACGUAUCCUGAUGCUGGUCAUCUGAUUGAACCUCCAUACACACCUCACUUCAGAGCAACUAACUUCAUCCUACAAGAAAUGAAGGAGAAAAUUGUCAUGCUGUGGGGUGGACAGACUAAACCACAUGCAUAUGCUCAAGAGGACUCAUGGGAGAAGAUUUUAGCAUUUUUCCAUCAGCACCUAUACAGUUCAAACAUUAGGGCCAAACUGUAGUUCUUUCAUUUGAAACUGAUAUAAAAGAGCAAGUUCAUUUCAAAUGCCUUUAAUUGCAAUGAUUAUGCAGCCAGCACUUGAUGUUACAUUUCACUUUGCUAUCUGUAUUGAAUAAAAGAGGAUCUUAAAUAUAUUUUAUAUAAUGCACUUAUAUUAGACAUAUCCCAUUAUGCAAUAAUUAUAAUAUUUACAUACUAUAGAAAAUGCAUCAUUACUAAAUAUUACCACUAAAGGGAUUAGUAUUGAUAUUAGCUGGGAAAGACACACACAAAAUGUAACUGUGAUGAACACUACAUUUCCUUCACUUUGUACCCACAAACUAUCUCUAUAAGAAUGCUUGGGGGGAUGUUUUAGAUUUCAUUAUCUAAUUUAUUUUUACUUGAUUAACAAGAAAUAAUGUCUAUUUCUAAAGUUUUUUUAAACCAAUUACUGUAUGUGUGCUAGCCAGAAGAUGGUAAAAUAUUUGGGUGUAUUUGCAAUACCUGCAAAACAAAAAAAGUAUGUUUUAUUUGUUUUAGCAGCGAAUAUCUGAAUAAUUUGCAUGUACAUACAGAGAUAUUGCAUAAUGGUAUUUUUUGGAUGUAAUUAACUCUUGUGUUGUUGCCAUGUCUAAUUUAAUGUUUUACACAGAUCAGUCAUGAAUAUUAAACAUUCUAAAAACAAAAAGCUACAGUUGUUUUUACUCUAUUAAAAAAAAGUCACUAUGUAACUAUAUAUGUUUGGUCAAAUAAUAAAAUGGCAAUCACACUAAGACAUGGGGCAAUGUUAAUUUACACAAUUUAUUUUUUAUUUUUAAAUGAUGUAAAGAUGUUUUAUUUAUUAAUCAUGUAUGUAUUAAGUAAAUAAAGUCUAUUACAGAUUAUUUAAUUAUAAGUGUUGUAAUUAUAAGUGUUGUUGUUAAUAGCAUAGUACAUUGGUUUUAAAAAGUUUUGUAGUUAAAAGCUAACUACAUUGCCAAUCAUAAGUCUGUUGGACAAAAGUUUCCCUCGAUUAUUUGCACAAGAAAACAAAAUAAAGUUAUCUUUUACAAUA